Messenger RNA from Aureobasidium subglaciale EXF-2481, 1890 nucleotides. RefSeq lists its product as uncharacterized. The coding region runs from base 118 to 1890 and encodes 590 amino acids. Lineage: Eukaryota; Fungi; Ascomycota; Dothideomycetes; Dothideales; Saccotheciaceae. The record is from RefSeq and is a predicted model, not a curated record. The transcript is spliced from 3 exons. Gene Ontology annotation, molecular function: actin binding.
CUCUGACUGACGUACGCAGCACUCGUGCCCUCGACCUGCUCUGUACCUGGUCGCUUUCAACAUCUUUGCACCAUUCGCGCCAGUCAGUCUGAAUUGACGCAUGCGCAUCUCUCCAACAUGCCGUCCAUCCUGAACGACGACGACAAGCAAAAUGUCAAGCGCCAGGUGCCCAAGGCUUCCAACAAGAUCCACGCUGUCGCUGUCGCCAAGUUGUACAUUGCAUACCCAAACCACAACAGAUGGCAGUAUACCGGCCUGCAGGGUGCCAUAGUCCUUGCCAACGACCUGGUCGGCAACACCUUUUGGAUCAAGAUGGUCGACGUCUCGCCCUCGAAUCGCGGCGUCAUCUGGGACCAGGAAAUCUACGACACCUUCCAAUACAACCAGGACCGCACCUUCUUCCACACGUUCGAGCUUGAGGACUGCCUCGCCGGUCUGUCGUUUGCCGAUGAGAAGGAAGCGAAGCAGUUCAAGAAGAAGAUGGACGAACGCGAGAAGAACGCACACAAGAACACGAAGAACAAGCCCUUCGGUAGCGGCAGCGGCACUUCCAAGAACAAUGGUGCUGCCGCUGGAGGCAGUGGAGGCGGCUCCACCAGACACCGCUUCGGUCUCAGCAGUCUGCUCCCUGGACAUCGUCAUUCACAGGCUCCUCAGCCUCCGGCACAAUCCAUCAUUCCACCACGCGAUGUGACUAUCAGUCAUGCUGCGCCUGCUCGUCCUACACCAUCUCACAAUCUGGACAUGUCGGAUCCUGCUGUGCAAGAAGUUCUCAACCAGCUUCUGGGCAUGGGCAUUACCGAAGACCAACUGGAGGAGCACGCCGGCUUCAUCCAGACUUAUCUCGAGCAGCACAAGGCCAGUGCCGCUGCUGAAGAAGAGCGCAAGGCCAGGGCUCCUCCACCUCCUCCCCCGGUAGCCGCACGAAUGUCUCCUCAGACUACUGGCGGCAGUGGAAGCAAUUCCAGACGCGGGCCUCCGCCUGCUCCACCACAACCUAGGAGGGGUGCUGCACCGGCGAGACCGCCAUCUCCCUCUCCUUCGCCGCCUCGUGCUCCUUCACCUCCUCGUCCCAUGUUCCGUGCUCCACCUCCAAUCGCCGACGCUGGAAAGUACGCCAAUGUCCCUGCUCCGCCAGCCAGAUCACGAGCCUCGUCUUCUGUUGCCCCGCCGCCGCCACCGCGUGUUCCCACAAAGACGCCGGCGGACGACUCAUCUUCCAACAGGUUCGGUGUGCCUCCUCCCUUCUCUGGCGCUCGCAUCCCGUCCGGUCCUCCUCCCACCCCGGCUCGAGGUCCAGUGCCGCCGCCUCCUCCAGUAAGGAACAACAUCGCCUCUCCCGGCAUUCCCAUGCCACCACCAUUGCCUCCCAAAACUCCGAAUUCGGCUGCCCCACCCCCACCACCUCUUCCUCCCGCCUCAGCUCGUCCUGUCCCUCCACCCCCUGGAGCUGGCAAUCUUCCACCGCCGCCACCUCCCCUUCCUCCACCGUCUGGAGGUGCUCCACCACCUCCGCCUCCUCCGCCAAUGCCUCCAUCUGGCGGCGCUCCUCCACCUCCUCCAUUGCCUCCCGGACGUGCCCCUGGAGGAGACGCUCCUGCACCUCCGCCUUUGCCUCCGGUCGGUGGCGGCGGCAGAGACGACCUCCUGGCUUCUAUUAGAGGCGGUGCUCGUCUCAAGAGGGUCUCCGAUCAAGAAAAGAAGGACCGCAGUGCCGCAGCAGUACCAGGCGGCGAACCCGCUGCAUCGAGUGGUCCGAGUGGUGGUGGUGGUGGUGGCGGUGGUGAUGCUGCCGGCGGUGGUCUUGCUGGAGCUUUGGCCAGUGCCCUUGCUGCCAGGAAGUCCAAGGUUAGCCACAGUGAUGACGAAGAUGACAAGGACGACUGGUAG